CUCACAUUUUGAGACUCCCUCCAGAAUUUCCCCAAUUCCUUUCCCUCCAUAAGUCUCGUAUAUCUUUCCCCCAAUUUCUAUUUCCCCCAAUUCCUUCCCCCGAUUCAUACUUAUUGAAGGCUGUUGGAAUGUAAAACUCACAAUCUCCAAACAAUUGCAGCUAAGAUUCUUCUAUUUCUCCCAAUCUGUUUCUCCGGCUAGAAGAAUCGAGAUUCAAAUUAGAAAAAGUACAUGAAAUUCAUUUAGCAGCUUCAAUAAUCUCAGUUGAGAGAUCAAAAACUGUUGGUGAAGCUAUUGGGAUCGACGUUGACAGUAAAACAUUUGAGAGAGAUGCCGAAGCAAAAUAAGGUUAAAAAUCAAUUCAAAUCAGUCAAAGAGAGAUCUUCACUUGUUCCGAGGGAGUCAUCACAGGCUCAAGCUUCAUCUUCAACAUCUUAUCGAGUCUCUUUACAUUCUACACUGCCUACACAACCUACACAGCCUGUUAUUUCAGUUGAUGGAGUCUCUUCGCAACACGGUGUUCCAUCAUCAUCUGAUGGAGUCUCUUCGCAGCAUGUUGUAUCAUCUUCAUCAUCUGAUGGAGUAUCUUCUCAGCCCGCCGUUCCAUCUUCAUCAUCUGGUGCAAGUCUCUUCACGACAAACUGGACGUAGUACUAGCAAUGAAGAGCCUCAUUGGUUUGUCGAUGUUAUAGAUAAACGUCAAGUAAUAAAAACAAUUAGAUUGAAGGUUAAGGAUGUCCAUAAUUUGGAUAAAGGAUUGCGUAUAAUUGUAGAAUUUGAUGAAUAUCAUGCAGCAAUUGGGAAAUCGGCUGGCCUAAUUGCUGGAGUUUUAGGGCAGCUAGCAACAAAUCCUAUGUACUUUCCUAUUGGCUUUGAGAAAUGGCAAUCCAUGCCCAAAUCUUUUCUGGACCGUGUUUUUAAUGAUAUAAUAGUGGCAAAGGCAUGGCUUAACAGUUCCAUUAACAAAAAGUGGAGGGAGUACAGGUUAAAACUAUGGAAGGAGGCUGACGAUCCAUUAUUAAGUAAAGAAGAUAUCAUCAAGAACGUUCCGGAUGGCAUACCGAUGGACCAAUGGGCACUGUUUGUUACUUAUCGCAUGAAAGAGGAGACAAAGGAGCGUUGCAAGAAGAAUGCACAUAUUCGAAAAAAUCAACUUCCUCAUACUUGUGGUGCUAUGAGUUUGGCUAGAAGAAGGGCUGCAAUGAAGGCGAUGGGAAAAGCUUUUGAUCGAGGCAAAAUGUGGACUGAAACUCAUAAAAGGAAAGAUGGGAGUUAUGUAACUGAUGAGGCUAGGGUGAUUGGGGAAGGAAUUGAAGAAAUUCGAACUGAAAGAGCAGAAAGUCUUGAUGAACCUUCACCAAAUGAUGCACUUGGCAUAGUAUUCGGUCCCGAGCACCCCGCCCGUGUUCGAGGUUUAGGCUUGGGUGUAGUUCCAACUGUACCAUUCAAACAGACAUCUGCGAGAUACCGUCGUGGUUAUGUGGGUUCAUCUAGCACUACCGCUCCAACUCCGGCGUGGCAGCAAGAGAUGACAGAUGUGAAAUCAAAAUUAAAUGCACUAAUUAGCUUAUAUGAAAGGAACAUAGGGAAUAUCCCCGAGGAGUUUGCUCACUUAUUUUCCACUCCUCAACAGGCACCAGAUUUAGGAAGUGAUGCACCAUCAACAGUUGAACCAAGAAGAUCUUUAGAUGAAAGUAACAAUGAUGAUCGUCCAAGUGUGAGUUAGUGAUUAUUUUAUAGGAUCAACUAUGGAUCUUUUGGAUAUUACUGUGGAAAUACAAUUUGAAGUAUUAAUAUUUGGAUGAUGUAAUUUUGGUAUACUUGUGCAAGUGUGAAUUUGUGAUUAUUUUGUUGGAUCAACUAUGAAUCUUUUGGAUAUUACUGUUGAAAUACACUUUGAAGCAUUAAUAUUUGGAUGAUGUAAUUUUGAUA
Molecule: messenger RNA, 1932 nt
Organism: Nicotiana tabacum (common tobacco)
Lineage: Eukaryota; Viridiplantae; Streptophyta; Magnoliopsida; Solanales; Solanaceae
Source: RefSeq, a predicted model, not a curated record